UCUCUCCAUCCUCCCCUACUGUUGACCGGGACAGCCCCGAGCAGUGGCCCCAGAUGUACGGGGAUGGAGAGGGCACCGUGUGGGACCGGGUCGGGCGGCCCCACCGGGACUGUAUGUGCUACCUUGGACCUCCGACUAACUUGAUGCCGAUCGGGAUGCGCAAAUCGCCUGAAGUGAGCCCCAGAAGGCUUUCGGAUAUCAGCCCUCAGCUCAGACAGCUCAAGUAUCUUGUGGUGGAUGAGGCCAUCAAAGAGGACCUCAAGUCUUCCCGUUCAGUUGAGGACAUCAACAGUGCAUCCAUAGAGGAGCGAAUAUUGCGGAUCACUGGAUAUUAUGGCUACCAGCCUUGGAGUGCCAGCUACAAAAGGGAAGAAAGGCCCAGGGAGCACGUGGCGCACAGCGGCCCAGAUGUGCAGUCAGCGCCGGGUGCGGCGGGUACAGAUUCGAGCUCCACCAGGCGGAAGCUGCACUGCUGCAUCCGGAUAACGGCGGUACAGGUGCGCAAGGCCCUGUGGGGGGUCGCCAUGGUGAUGUGCGUCUGCUCGUCAUGGGCAGGCUCCACCCAGCUGGCCAAGUUGACCUUUAAGCACUUUGACGCCCCCUUCACCCUCACUUGGUUCGCCACCACAUGGAACUGCCUCUUCUUUCCGCUCUACUACGUCGGCCACCUGUGCAAAAGUCCGGAAAGGCAAACAGCCAGGCAGAGAUUAAGAGAGUGUUGCCGCUUUUUCGGGGACGACGGGCUGACCUCCAAGGUGUUCUUCACCAAGGUGGCCCCCUUUGGACUGCUGUGGAUCCUCACCAACUACUUGUACCUGCAGGCCCUCAGGAAGAUCAAUACAACAGAUGUGUCGGCACUCUUCUGUUGUAACAAGGCCUUCGUCUUCCUGCUCUCCUGGAUUGUACUGCGAGACCGCUUCAUGGGUGUCAGGAUAGUGGCGGCCAUUUUGGCGAUAGCGGGCAUCGUCAUGAUGACUUACGCUGAUGGCUUUCACAGUCACUCGGUCAUUGGCAUCACUCUGGUCGUUACUUCAGCAUCCAUGUCUGCACUAUACAAGGUUCUCUUCAAGAUGGUCCUCGGCAGUGCCAAAUUCGGGGAGGCGGCGCUUUUUCUGAGCAUCGUGGGUGGAGCCAACUUUGUUUUUCUCAGCAUUCUGCCCGUUGUCCUAUAUUUUACCCAAGUGGAGUACAUUGACUCGCCUGAUGACACCCCCUGGGGGUACCUGUGUGGGGUUGCAGCUCUGCUUUUCGCUUUUAACAUCCUGGUCAACUUUGGUAUUGCCAUUACAUAUCCCACUUUUAUAUCCCUUGGCAUCGUCUUAAGUGUUCCCGUCAAUGCCAUGGUGGAUUUCUACACGUGUGAGAUUAAUUUCAACACAGUGCGCCUCAUCGCCGUCUCCAUUAUCUGUCUGGGUUUCCUCAUGCUGCUGCUUCCAGAAGACUGGGACCAAGGCAUCAUCCGCCUCAGCACCAAACUGCGCAAACGUGACGAGCCAGCCGAGGCUAGUGCUGAGGGGGGGCCCUCCUGGAGGGGCCGCGCUAGGACCUCCAUGUCAACAUUUGCACGCUGAGUGGGACCAUGUCAUCUGAGAAGCAGUUUGAUGUUUAUUAUCCUCCUUGGAUAUGAACUUUUGUCUGCAAAACAGAUUGUCUGCCAUCAUCGAGAUGAAGUAUGGACUCAAAUCAGAUGUACCCUUCUUGCUCAAAAUAUAAUCAGGUAUUACAAAAUUACAGCUGUACCUGUCACCUAUUUUUCCAUUGGUCAUCACAUCCUUUCCCCAGGAAGACUUGCCAGUGCUUUUGAGGAAGAGGGUCAGCACCGUGUUGACUUGACUGGCUUGAAGACAAAACACAUGCUUAACAAUCCAAAGAAGAAUGCCUUCAACUGCUGAAUGCCUGCAAAUUAAGAGGAGGCCCUGAGUGGCCCUCAGGUGUCACAACAGAUUCCUUCCUCCUUUGCACUGUAUAUAACAGCUUGUAUUUCACACCUGCCGACCUGAAGUGCUCGUGUGGUGUGAACAGGCCCGGUGGACGUGAAACUCAGCAUGAGCUCGACAUGCUUUUACUUCACCUCUCUCCAUCCAAGCCUUUCUCGGACCACUCUGAUUGGACCCCUGCAUUUAUGCGCUCUCCUGGGGCUAAGAUGGAACCACUCUCAACAUCGAGGUGGCAACACCCGCUGUUCUUGCUGGCAGUCUACUUGAGCGAGCUAAAAAAAUAAAAUGUGCAAUGCAUGAUUAGCCUGGAUUGUUAUGAAGUAAGACCACUUCCGGUUCAGCAAACUUGCUGUCAAAGGUUGUUUAACUAGUGUUAACUUUGUCUGAAAGCAAUUAGAGAUUCACUGUGAAUGGAACUACACUGAGCCCCCCACCCUCCAACGUCUUUGUAUUUUUCUCUUUUAACCCUUGCACGAACAAGUUAAAUGUGCAAGUUUUGACGUCACCUCCUUUUUUAUGCAGUUGAUUGAUCGCUUUUCUCGUUUUCGACUCACUGGACACUUACCGUAUUGGCCCGAAUAUAAGACGGCCCUGAUUAUAAGACGACCCCCUCUUUUUCAAGACUCAAGUUUGAAAAAAGACUUUUGAACACCAAAUUAUUUGUUAUACAGAAAAUAAUUACAGUACAUCUGAAACAAAUGAUUAUAACGAUAUAUUUGAGGGAAAAAGCAUGUUAUUUUGCCUCAUUCAAAUCUUAAUAUCUGAACAUUUAAAUAUGUAAACUAAAAUGCAAUCACAUUCGUAAAUGAAUGCCUCCUGGUUUUUGAAAUGUAAAUAAACCAAUCUAUUGUUAUAAAACAACAAUAUUGCAAUAACUGCAUUAACCAUCAAAGUGAAGUCUAACUGUGACUGUAGUCUUAAAACAAAUCUGAAUAAGGAAAAAAACAUUGCAAUAAAAUAAUGCAAACUGGUUAAACUUGAGAGUAGCUGAGAUUUGUCACGACAGAACAUUACUCCUCACAAACAUCCUCUGCCAAUGAUAUCUGGUGCCAUCUAGCGUCGUGAAUGGGUAUAAUGUCUAGACCCCGGAUAUAAGACGACCCACAGUUUUUCAGUCUUAUUUCAAUGCAAAAAACACCGUCUUAUGUUCGGGCCAAUAUGGUAAUUUGAAAUACAAUCCAAACUCUGAACAU
Messenger RNA from Corythoichthys intestinalis (scribbled pipefish), 3130 nucleotides. It is a transcript of the gene slc35f3b, whose product is annotated as solute carrier family 35 member F3b. The transcript has 8 exons. Gene Ontology annotation, molecular function: transmembrane transporter activity. Gene Ontology annotation, biological process: transmembrane transport. Gene Ontology annotation, cellular component: membrane. Lineage: Eukaryota; Metazoa; Chordata; Actinopteri; Syngnathiformes; Syngnathidae. The record is from RefSeq and is a predicted model, not a curated record. Bases 54 to 1571 code for a protein of 505 amino acids.